AGGCGGGCCUGGCGCGCAUGCGCGGGGGGAGCGCCGCGGCGUUUCCUCAGAGAGGAAAGGAGCGGGGCGGGCGACGGAGGAACGGGCGAGAAGGCGGAGACUGCGGCGGUCGCCGUUCCUCCUCCUCUGGUCGGUUUCGGGAAGGGAGAGCGAGCGAUGAGCCGAGCAGGGAUGCGGCGGCCCCGCCCGACCCGCAGUGCCGGCGCCAUGAUCCGUUAUCCCGUCAAGAUGGAUUGCUGUUACUGAUGGGAAGGAAUCCAAUAUGAGUGGAAAUGACGUUGGAGGAAGAAGACGCUUUGAGGACAGCGAGCACACGCUACACAUCUACCCGGGGAGCAUCGCCGAAGGGACCAUCUAUUGUCCCGUUAUCGCCCGGAAAACGUCCACGGCGGCGGAGGUGAUCGACUCUCUCAUCAGCAAACUGCAGCUGGACAAGACAAAAUGUUACGUUUUGGCAGAAGUGAAGGAAUUUGGGGGGGAGGAAUGGAUCCUCAACCCCACGGACUGCCCGGUCCAGCGCAUGAUGCUGUGGCCCCGGAUGGCCCUGGAGAACCGUUUGAGCGGGGAGGAUUAUCGCUUUCUUCUAAGGGAAAAGAAUCUCGACGGGUCGAUCCAUUACGCCAGCCUCCAGUCCUGGCUGCAGGUGACGGAGGAGCGGCGCCGGAUGGUGGAGCGCGGCUUCCUCCCUCAGCCGCCGCACAAGGACUAUGACGACUUGUGUGCUUUGCCAGACUUGAACGAGAGAACGCUCCUCGAGAACCUCAGAAACCGCUUUAAGCAGGAGAAAAUUUACACGUACGUUGGGAGCAUCCUCAUAGUCAUUAACCCGUUCAAGUUCCUCCCGAUUUACAACCCCAAAUACGUCAAAAUGUACGAUAACCACCAACUGGGGAAGCUGGAGCCCCACAUUUACGCCGUGGCGGAUGUAGCAUACCAUGCAAUGCUGCAGCGUCGGAAGAAUCAGUGUAUUGUCAUUUCUGGAGAGAGCGGGUCUGGGAAAACGCAGAGCACAAACUUUCUGAUCCAUCAUCUCACCGCUCUUAGUCAGAAGGGAUUUGCUAGUGGAGUAGAACAGAUCAUUCUGGGAGCUGGUCCCGUUCUUGAGGCAUUUGGGAACGCAAAGACGGCGCACAACAACAACUCCAGCCGCUUUGGCAAGUUUAUUCAAGUGAAUUACCAGGAGACGGGCACUGUGCGUGGAGCCUACGUUGAAAAGUAUCUGCUGGAAAAAUCUAGGCUAGUCUAUCAGGAACAUAAUGAGAGGAAUUACCAUGUUUUUUAUUACCUUCUGGCCGGAGCAAGUGAAGAAGAGAGAUCAGCUUUUCAUCUUAAAGAACCUGAAGAAUAUCAUUAUCUCAAUCAGAUGUCAAAGAAACCCCCCAAACAGAGCUGGGAUGACUGUUACUAUGACUCUGAGCCGGACUGUUUCUCCGUUGAAGGAGAGGACUUGAAGCAUGACUUUGAGCGUCUGCAGCUGGCUAUGGAAAUGGUGGGCUUUCUUCCCAAGACUCGCAGACAGAUUUUUUCUCUCUUGUCGGCAAUACUGCACUUGGGUAACAUCUGUUACAAGAAGAAAACGUACCGAGAUGAUUCCAUAGACAUCUGUAACCCAGAGGUCCUGCCGAUCGUCUCCGAACUCCUGGAGGUCAAAGAAGAAAUGUUGUUUGAAGCACUUGUGACAAGGAAGACGGUGACCGUGGGGGAGAAGCUUGUACUACCCUACAAACUGGCAGAGGCUGUGACGGUGCGGAAUUCCAUGGCCAAAUCACUGUACAGUGCCCUGUUUGAUUGGAUAGUUUUCCGAAUUAAUCACGCGCUUUUGAAUACAAGGGACUUGGAAGAGAGCACCAAGACUUUAUCUAUUGGAGUGCUUGACAUUUUUGGGUUUGAAGAUUAUGAAAAUAACAGCUUUGAACAGUUCUGCAUUAAUUUUGCCAAUGAGCGUUUACAGCAUUAUUUUAACCAACACAUCUUUAAACUGGAGCAAGAGGAGUACAGACUCGAAGGCAUCAGCUGGCAUAACAUUGACUACAUAGAUAACUCUGGCUGCAUCAAUCUCAUCAGCAAAAAGCCCACCGGGUUGCUCCAUUUGCUGGACGAGGAAAGCAAUUUUCCGCAAGCGACAAAUCAAACGCUGCUAGACAAGUUCAAGCGUCAGCACGAAGGGAACCCUUACAUCGAAUUUCCUGCUGUGAUGGAACCUGCCUUCAUCAUAAAACACUACGCUGGGAAAGUUAAAUAUGGUGUGAAGGAUUUUCGGGAGAAGAACACGGAUCACAUGCGGCCAGACAUUGUCACUCUACUUAGGAGCAGCAAGAGCGCCUUUAUCUGUGGCAUGAUCGGGAUCGACCCCGUGGCCGUGUUCCGCUGGGCAGUCCUCCGAGCUUUUUUCAGAGCCGUGGUGGCAUUCAGGGAGGCUGGAAGGAAGUACAUGGAGAAGAAAACUGGGCAUGAUGACGUGGUUUUGAAAAGUGUGGAUAGUUUUAGCUUUCUCCAUCACCCAGUUCACCAGAGGAGCUUAGAGAUCCUGCAGAGAUGCAAAGAGGAGAAGUACAGUAUUGCCCGGAAGCGUCCGAGAACGCCCCUUUCCGAUCUGCAGGGAGUGAACACCAUCAACGAAAAAAGCCAACGCGAUGUGUACGGAGUCGGCUGGAACAGCCGAAUGGGGGUCUGGCAGAGUAGACUCUCCAGCCACAGCGCCUUGCUUGACAAAGAUGGCAUAUUUGUGAAUUCGACCAACAGCAAACUCUUGGAGAGAGCCCACGGCAUCCUCAUGCGAAACAAGAACUUCAAAGCCAAACCAAACCUUCCUAAGCACUUACUGGAAGUGAAAUCCCUCAAGCACUUGACGAACCUGACGCUGCACGAUCGCAUCACCAAGUCCCUUCUUCACCUUCACAAGAAGAAGAAGCCCCCAAGCAUCAGUGCGCAGUUCCAGGCAUCGCUUACCAAACUGAUGGAGACCCUUGGCCAAGCAGAACCCUAUUUUGUCAAGUGCAUUCGCUCCAACGCCGAUAAGCUUCCCCUGAGAUUCAACGACAACCUGGUGCUGAGGCAACUGCGGUACACAGGUAUGCUGGAGACGGUGCGUAUUCGGCAGUCAGGAUACAGCUGCAAAUAUUCUUUCCAGGACUUUGUGGAUCACUUCCACGUUCUUCUCCCACGGAGAGUCCUGCCGUCAAAGCAAAACAUCCAAGAUUUCUUCAGGAAAACAAAGAUCGGUCUUGACAAUUAUCAAGUCGGUAGAACAAUGGUGUUCAUGAAGGAGCAGCAACGGCAGCUUUUACAAGGCCUUCUGCACCAGGAAGUGGUGCAAAGGAUUAUCCUGCUGCAGAGCUGGUUUCGAGCGAUGCUGUAUAGAAGGCACUUCCUGAAUCUGAAGCAAGCAGCCGUUGUUAUACAGAGCUGCUGGCGCAGUUAUCAGAGGAGAAAGCAAACCGAAGCGGAAGAUUUGCUGAACGACUCAGCCGUCUUUAGCCAGGCAGCCGUCGUUCUUCAGUCCCACUGGCGCGGCUGCGUCGCCAGGCGGAAAUUCCAGCAGAUGCGGGUGGCAAGUUUUAUUAUCCAGAGCUAUUGGCGGGAGUGCUUGCGGAGAAGGCACGCCGCCGCGACCUUCAUCCAAGCCGCGUGGCGAGGCUACCGCUCCAAGAACCGCUACCGGAUCGCGAGAAACAAAAUCAUUCUGUUGCAAGCAACCUACCGAGGAUACAGGGCGCGGCAAAGGUAUAGAACUUUAAAAGAGCAGCAGUUUCAAGCUGCACUAUUGAGAAAUGGACCAACUGUUAAAAGAACGGAGAAACUGGAGCCAGAAGGUAGUUUGGAUAUCAGGGGGUCAGACCCUUGCGAAUGGGAAGAUCGUUCCUUCGAAGAGAGAGAGAAGGCAGUCGGAGAGCGUAAAUCAGUGAUGGACAAUAGGGGCAGCCAAACAGAUCCCUCAGAUAAUUCUGGGAACCUAUCGCACAAACAUUACGAGAGAGCCAACAGCCAGGGCGGAGUGAAUGCGGAAGAGCAAGUUAUGGUGAGAGAGAGACCCAAGUCGCUGGAAGACCUCAACCCUAAAAAGGGAGUCCGUGCGAAACGAGAGAGCCGGCGGAUGCGCGAGUUAGAACAGGCGAUCUUUAGCCUGGAGCUGCUUAAAGUCCGGUCCACUGGAGGGAUAUCUCCCUCAGAAGAGCGCCAGGGGUCCCUAGAAUUGGGCUCCGAGGAUAUGCAGUCUCCCAGGGGAACCCCAGAGAGCGAGAGCUCUCAGGGAAGUCUAGAGCUGCUAAUCCACGAAGAAACUCAAAAGAACCAACUGGACCCUGUGUUGCCCCAGGACUACAGUCUCCAUUCUGCUCCUCGUGACUCGUUGCCGAACAGCCCCAAAUCGGACGACGAUCAAGGCAUCACCUUUUCUGCUCAUGUAAAUAGAAACGUGCCCGAUCGGAACAGAUCGAUGCCGAGUUCUGAAUUGCCAGAGUGCCUUGCUGCGAAAGAGCAGCUGGCCUCUGAUUCCCAGAGCAGCGUCUAUCAUGGGCACCCUAGAGAGCCCCUCAUUUCAACCAGCCUCCCUACUUUUUACCUCCCGCCCCAAGACAGUCUGAGAGCCGGCCAUUCAGUGCUGGCGAAUAACCUGAGGAACAAGUGGAUGGACGUCUCUUUGGAAGGCAGGCUGGACUCUGAGUUGCAGAGAACAGGUCAGAUCCAAACCUCUCCCAAGGCUGGCCGUCCUCCUUCGGGUGUUGAAGAUGGCUUCCUUGCAGCUUCCGAAACGUCUUCUUCUGACCCUGUCAUCAAGAGGCUGGAAAAGCUGAACGUGGAGAAGGAAGAACGCCGGAAACAGAAGCAGCUGCAGAACGAGAAAGAGAUGAUGGAGCAGAUCCGGCAGCAGAAGGAGAUUUUGGAGAAAGAGCGCCGAGCGUUCGAAGAGCUCCAGAGGCAGGAAAAUGAGCAGAACAAGGCCAGGGAACCGGGCCAAGGGACUUCUGUCAGGUCCCCAAAGAAAAUAGACGGGACAGCGUCUGCCUUCGUUGGGAGUCCUCCGAACAAAGGAGAGCCUCGCCUGGCCAAAAAUACAGCGCUCGCCUCGUUGGUGGACAUCAAAGGUCUCACCGUCUCGAAAAAAGGAAGCCCGCCCGCUCGUGUGGCCCAGAAAGAAAGGACGACGGUUGCGGCUCCGGAACGAAGGGAAAGUCAGACUCCAGUUGUCCGGGGACCUGCCAGAUUAGAUAGGCCAAACUCACAAACGGCGGCCGGAUCUCAGGAAGGCUCAAGCAACCAACCCGCAAGAAAGGAGAGGUUCCGGCUGCCCCGAAUUCCCAGCCAGGGCACUGAAAGCGCUUCUAGCGAGGCCAGAGUUGGCCCCAUUUUCUUCAAUCCAAAGGACAGCCACAAGGGCAUUAACAAAGAAUCGUCUGCCCGCCCGUUCCUUCCAAAAGAGGACCAUAAAAAGUCAUUCAAGAUUCCCAGGCCAGGCCGGGCAGAGCAGGUCGCCCGACCGGCCCAUAAAAAGAAAGCCCGCAUGGCCCGGACCCGCUCCGAUUUCUUGACUAGAGGUGCUCUGGCUGAUUGGGAGGGGGAUACGGAGGAAGAGGAUUGCGAUGACACUUUUGAAUUCCUUCUCUCCCUUGACCAACCUCCUGACCCCGGGCCUGGGUGUGCAGCCAGACUGGGGCAGCCUUGUCACAGUGACUCUGAAAUGGUAAUUUCCCCCCAAGGAAGGAGCUGGGCCGGGAGCAUUUCUUGGCUAACCCUUAGCUGUACUGACACCUCCCGCUGCUGUUUCUCCAACUUGUUACGGGACUGUUGGUGGCUGAUCUCCAAGAACACAGGCACGAGGCGAUAACGUCAAAACCUGCUU
This is a messenger RNA of Sphaerodactylus townsendi, 5839 nucleotides long. RefSeq names its product myosin IXA (gene MYO9A). The transcript has 27 exons. The record is from RefSeq and is a predicted model, not a curated record. Bases 263 to 5824 code for a protein of 1853 amino acids. Gene Ontology annotation, cellular component: myosin complex. Gene Ontology annotation, biological process: intracellular signal transduction; positive regulation of GTPase activity. Gene Ontology annotation, molecular function: protein binding; microfilament motor activity; ATP binding. NCBI's taxonomy places the organism in Eukaryota, Metazoa, Chordata, Lepidosauria, Squamata, Sphaerodactylidae.